Mycotypha africana is the source of this 2637-nucleotide messenger RNA. RefSeq lists its product as uncharacterized. The record is from RefSeq and is a predicted model, not a curated record. Bases 1 to 2637 code for a protein of 878 amino acids. Gene Ontology annotation, molecular function: ubiquitin protein ligase activity. The transcript is spliced from 12 exons. Gene Ontology annotation, cellular component: nucleus; HULC complex. NCBI's taxonomy places the organism in Eukaryota, Fungi, Mucoromycota, Mucoromycetes, Mucorales, Mycotyphaceae.
AUGGCCAAUAUUGAGGAAAUUAACAUCACGAAACGUCGCUCUAACGAAGUAGAAGACACUAGCCUUACUCCCCGUCCUCCACCAAAGAAAAGGUUUUUAUCAAGAACCUCUUCACCUAAUGAGGAGUCUGCUGGACAAGCUGUCGCGAGGCCAAUAGCACGCUCUACUAUUGCUCAGGAAAAUGAAGAAGAGGAUGAAGAAGAUUCUACAGAUCCUCUUAAGGAACCAUUAGAAGCUUUUCGUAAAGAUGCCAUUGUAAGACAGUGGAAAGAAUAUAUAAGAUCUAUUCAAAGGUUGAAAGUCUCAGUUGAACAGGCAGAAUCUAAAAGAUUGGACAGUGGAAAUCACUUUGCGCUUUGGCAAGAUUCGUUUAAAAAGCUUCAAAUAUUUCUCUCUAACAUUGUUCAGGAAGCAAUGUCCAGUCUUAACGCUUCUUCUGAUGCUAUGGAAAUAGACAACAAUUCAUUUGAUACGAUGUUAAAGGAACCAUGGGCCACAGAAUUAGCACCUGAAUUAGUCGUGGCUUUCCGAAAAAAAGAUUUCAAUAACCUGCUCAUCUCGAAAUUGAAUCAGUUAUUGGAAUCAUGGUUGUCAAAAAGAGAAGGAUUGAUCACGGGUUUUGAUACUGCAUUUGAAGAAGGUUCUUUGAGCGGAAUAAAGAAAGAUUACGAGAAUGCUUUAUUAGCCUGGCUGCAUGGCCAAAGAUCCAUUCAAGAAUUGAAGAACAGAUAUAGUUCAGUUAAUUUCAAGUAUUUGCUACUAUCAGAAGAGCUUCGACUCUUGAAUAACCGUUUACAGAUUACAGAUGAAAACCUACGUCAAGCACAAGCAGAGUUGGAGAAACAGAAGAAUCGAAUGAUGAAAGGUGAGGACACAGAAAUGAAAGAUACCACAACCUCAACCUCUAUUGUGAGACCAACGGCAUCAACAUCAUCAACACAGUCUCCCGCACAUAAUAUGCCAUCAUCAACAGUAUCUAAUUCUCCAUCCUUAGUCGAUCCGAUCAGUCAAGCUCAACAGUUACUUAAUCAGAGAUUACGUGAUAUUGAGAUUAUCAAUGAAGAACGAAUCGUUUUGAAAGAGCAAAUUGCGCGAUUGAAAAUGGAUUUGAUAUCUGUUCCUGAAUCACGUAUUUAUCGAGCAUCCCUGUGUCGCUCAUUAUCACAAUCGCGUGGUUUCUAUAAAGACAAGUGUACUCGUCUAUCGGAUAUAUGCCAUGAUCUUCAACAUUCAUUAAGUGAUAUAAAUAGCAGUCGUCGGCGACUGAUCAAAGAUAUGGAGAUUGAACAAUCCAGUCGAUAUAAAGAAGCGGAAGAGCAGUUGAGAAAACUAGACUUAGAUUUAACACGCACCAGAGGACAGCGUGAUGCUCUACAAAUGGAAUUAGAAGGUCGAAAAGCAUCUUCAGAGAUGGGCAGAGUGUCUACACAUGAAUUGAAAGUGAUUGCUGAAACUAGAAAAGAACAUGUCAAUCAUUUGCUUUCAGAAGUGCUUCGCAUGCAGAGAAAAAUGGCAGCAACGACGGGCAGAAAAGAGUUUUAUGAAUAUUUGCUUUCUUUAAAUAUUUAUGGGAGUAAAAUGGCCAAUGGCAACAGUCAAGAUGAAAAACAACAACGACAACAACAACAGCAGGAGAAAGAGCAAGAUUUGACUGACGUUGACGAGAAUGCCUUCUUGAAACCUUUACAGAAAGAAUAUCAGGCACUAAAGGAACAACUGGAACAGACGAAGAAGCGCGUUAUUUUGGCAUCAGCCGAAGAAGUUAUGAACGAAAAGUUAGAACAGAUAUUUCGACUGAAAAGGAUAGAAAAAGAUGCCGCUGAUUUUGAAGCAAAGUAUGGGUUUCAUCCUUCACUCGAUCUCGACGAUGCACAAGCUAAGAAUAUUCUGCUGGACAGAACUGAAAAAGAAACGAGUAGCCUACCUGAAGCCAAGGAGAAAAUACUUAAUCUAGAGGCAACAGAAAAACAGCUACUUGGAGAAAUAGACAGUGUAGCAAAAGCUUACCAAGAUUUGGAAGAAGAAAAUCUUCAGAAAGUUGACCAACUCAGAAAAGCUGAAGAUGAGGUUACCAAACUUCAAACGGAACGCAUCAAGUUCAGCCAAAUUUUUACAGCUUUGAAUAAAUCGAAAGAUGCUCAUACCAUGGUUGCGAAUGCGUUGACAAAACAAAAUGAAAAGCAACUAGCACAUAUAAAACAACUAAAUGAACUCGAAAAAAACCUGAACAAUCAAUUGACGUGUCUAGACCGUGAGUUAGCAUCCAGUAAUGCUGUAUACGAUAUAUAUAAGGCAAAGUUAGAUGAAGCUAAAGUGAUGCUGGAUGAAAUGGAAGAGAAAACAAACAUCUCCAAGGAUAAAAUUCUUGAACUUCAAAAAACAGUGUUUGACAAAAUUCGAGCAAUAGAAGAGAGUGCACACAACCGCUUACGAUUAGAGGAAAGCACAGAACUUCUCAGACGAAAGGUAGAAUCAUCAAAUCGAGGCGGCCGACCAGCAGAGGCCAGACUGAAGAGAGAACGUGAAGAAUACAGACUCUUGUCGAGUAAGACUAAAGUCCCAUAUAAUUCUCAAAUGUAUGCAUACCUUCUGUCGAGAAUGUCUAGAAUCGAUACGACGAUGUCCAAACUGCGAUGA